Messenger RNA from Xyrauchen texanus (razorback sucker), 4105 nucleotides. RefSeq names its product ectonucleoside triphosphate diphosphohydrolase 1 (gene entpd1). The record is from RefSeq and is a predicted model, not a curated record. Lineage: Eukaryota; Metazoa; Chordata; Actinopteri; Cypriniformes; Catostomidae. Gene Ontology annotation, biological process: nucleoside diphosphate catabolic process. The transcript has 10 exons. Gene Ontology annotation, molecular function: UDP phosphatase activity; GDP phosphatase activity. Gene Ontology annotation, cellular component: plasma membrane. The coding region runs from base 274 to 1776 and encodes 500 amino acids.
GACAUACUCUUUGUCAGUGUUUCUCUCACUCUUUCAGAAAGAGAGUGAAGUGAGAGGUAACAGAACAUGGUUGGUGGUGGAGGGAGGGAGAAAACUGGUGACUAGCCCGCCCACUCAUGCCCCCUUUGCCUUAUAAAGAACCUCAAGAUUGGGAGAGACCCUCUAAGAGAGUUGAGCCAAGUACCCGGAACAGCACAAUAAUAGCGGGACGUGUGAGAGACAGAAAGAGGGUGAGAGAGAAAGAGAGAGAGAGAAUUAUAAGACGCUGCAUUCAUGGAUGAACAAGGAGAAGUAAAAGUGAAGAACCCAUGCCACAGGCCAGUGUUCAUCUUUCUGGCUGUUAUUAUUUCCCUGGGAAUCAUUACCAUGGUGUCCAUUUCUGUUGUCCAGAACAAGCCUUUACUCCAGAAGUAUAAGUAUGGAAUAGUUCUGGAUGCUGGUUCCUCCCACACUUCAGUGUUCAUCUAUGAAUGGCCAGCAGAGAAGGAAAACAACACAGGCAUGGUACGGCAGAAACACACCUGCAAUGUGAAAGGUAAAGGCAUCUCCAGUUACUCAGCUAACCCACAAAAGGCUGGCACAUCCCUGCAGGAUUGUAUGGAGGAGGCCAAGCAGAUAAUACCUGCACACAGACACAGGGAAACUCCAGUAUACCUGGGGGCCACAGCAGGCAUGCGAUUACUCAAGAUGGAGAAUGAAGUGGCCUCAGGCAAGGUCCUUGAUUCAGUAGCACAUUCUCUGCAGAUGUCCCCCUUCUCCUAUCAGGGAGCUCGUAUCAUUUCGGGCCAAGAGGAGGGAGCUUUCGGCUGGAUCACUGUUAAUUACCUCAGCGAAAACUUGAGAAAGGCCACUGGUACCCUUGGAGCUCUGGACCUUGGUGGGGCAUCUACUCAGAUAACCUUCGUUCCUAAGCAGGAAAUUGAAUCAAAUGACAAUUCAAUUGACUUUAGGCUGUAUGGAAAUGAUUAUCGCCUAUACACCCACAGCUUUCUCUGUUAUGGGAAGGACCAGGUUCUUAAGCUUUCUCUGGCUGACAAAUUAUGGUCAACACUUGCAGUUAAUAAGACAGACCCCGUUGAGUUAAUGGACCCUUGCUUCCACCCUGGAUAUAAGGUCAACAAGACAUUUCAGAGUUUCUUCGACACCCCCUGUUUAAACAAAUCGAAUACCCCGCCAAAUAAAAACUUAACCCAUGUGGGGUUGGGGGAUUGGUCGAUGUGCCAACAAUCAGUGAGAGAGGUUUUUAACACCAAUCUUUGUAAAUACUCAAGAUGCUCUUUCAAUGGUGUUUUCCAGCCUUCUGUUGAUGGAAAUUUUGGGGCCUUUUCUGCUUUCUACUUUGUAAUGAACUAUUUAAAUCUGACCUCUGACACAUUAGACAAUGCAAAGGAGAAACUGGCAAGGUACUGCUCCACCCCAUGGGAAAAGAUUGUAGAAAAUCAUCCCAAUAUAAAGCAGAAGUAUCUUUCAGAAUACUGCUUCUCAGGAACCUACAUUCUGACUCUUCUGGAAUAUGGAUACAAAUUUACCUCUAACAACUGGAAAGACAUCCGUUUCAUUAAGAAGAUAGGAGAAAGUGAUGCAGGCUGGACUUUGGGUUACAUGCUAAACCUGACCAACAUGAUCCCAGCUGAAGCUCCAGACACGCCCCUGAUGCCUUACGGGGGAUAUGUCACAUUUAUGCUCCUCUUUUCACUUCUAAUAUUUGUUCUCUUCUUUCUGGCCUUCAUGUACUUCCGUCGCUCCACUAGGACAGCCCAGAAAGACAUUAUUUAGCUGGACAAUGACAGGCCUAUUAUGCUGUGAUCUCUUAACAUUGAAUGUUUGGUAACACUUUACAAUAAGGUUCAAUUUGUUAAUAUUACUUAACGUGAAAUAACAAUGAACAAUACUUUUACAGCAUUUACUAAUGUAGGUUAAUGUUAGUUUCAACAUAUACUAAUACAUUCUAAUCAAAAGUUGUAUAUGUUAACAUAAGUUAAUGCCCUAUGAGCUAUAUUUACUAACAUUAAGAUUAAUAAAUGCUGUAAUAUAUAUUGUUCAUUGUUUGUUCAUGAUACCCAAUACAUUAACUAAUGUUAAUGAAUGGAACCUUAUGGUAAAGUGUUACCAAAUGUUUAUUUCUGCAGGAUGUAAUCCGUACUAUCCAGAACAAUGGGUGUUUCUCAAUGCUAUUCUUAUGUUCUUGUGAAAAUCAGUAUUGUCUAACUAUCUUGAAAGAGCAAACUUGGGAAGACAUGAGGACGUAAAACGCAUCUGCGAGUUUUAAGAUGUGACGCAACCUCUUAUUAUAACUAUUUUCUUUUUUUGGAGGUGCUUUAUGAUGUCAAACAAGUCCACAAGAACACAAAAAGAAUGGACAUUGGGAAACGGCAAAUGUUUUGUCUUGAUUUAAAGGGAUAGUUCAAGCAUAAAUGAAGAUUCUGUCAUCAUUUACUCAACCUCAUUUUACAUUUCAAAGAAUUUGGACGUUAUACCUCAUAUGAAGGAUAAAAAGGCUUUGUGAGAGCUAUGAGUUACAGGUUCCAAUGACACUGAAGGGGCAUCAAAGGGAAGAUUUGUUUUUUCAUGACAACUUCAGGUUACCUCUGAAAAUCUCUUGUGCUUCUAAAAGAUUUUGAGAGGCAACCUGAAGUUGUCAUAAAAACACAAUAGAAUGGGAAUAGAACAAACUCAUCAACAACAGCUUUUAGCUUUGGGGAGCUGGGUCAAGAGGGUUGCAAGGCUUCCUUAAAAGAAAAGUGCAAUGACAUACAAUAUAUUGUGUGGAUGAAGCUCAAUCAAAGGCAUUUCUGGCAUUAUGUUGAUUACAUAAUUAUUAUUUGUUUUUAGAAUUGUCCAUCCUUUAAAAACAGAAAACACAGCAAAAAUCAAGGUGUGAGGGGGGAGUUAAAGACAGAAAUGUGAAGCUUAUAAUUGUAUAAAAGCACUAACAUUAAUUCUUCUGUUAAAACUCAUACAUUAUUUGAGCUGUAAAGUUGUUUAAAUCAUUUACUGGAUUACAUGGUUUAAAGUGUCACUUUGUCGCCAUGUUAAGAUGGAAAAAGUGGACAUAACUGUACAGAGAAAAGAUUAGCAAGUGAUUUUAUCACACUAAAAUCAUGUUAGCAUGCAUAUUGUUUAUGUCUUUUGGCUAUACACUUGAGUAUUUUAACAUUUACGGAUUGCCCACUUCAAUUUUAGUACCAAAUUUUUCACCCCGAUUAUUUUAUUUUUUACAGGAAAAAUCGAAAUAAAUGUUUGUGGUUAUCAACAUUAUGCAGCAGAUGCUGUCGAUUGAGCUUAACAUGUAUUGAACCCAGAAUAUUCCUUUAAUCAAGAAAAAACUUCAUAAAAAUAUUUAAAGUAUCUUUUACUCUUUUAGUUAUUAUAAAGAAAAUUCUGUGAGGACAAAGGUCUCUAGUUGUACCUCCCUAAUUUGAAUUAUGGUCUUAUGGGUAUUAUUGUGUUAAACACAAUAAAAGCUUCCAGCAUAGCAUAUUUGUAUGAAUUGCCAAUUGAGGGCCAUGUUGUUAGGGUUGUUACUGCAUGAUUUUGCUCUCUUCCUGUGCUUACCGUUUCUUGCUUUUUCUUGCAUUUAUUUUAUCAUACCACAGGAGCGUUAAAAUCAUCAUUUGUGCUCAAAAUAGUAGCUCUUGUCUGCUUUAAGGCACAUUCUGUAUGUGAAAUUCCUGUUUAUGGCUCUGAAAUAUGUAAAAUAAUGUGAAUUCUGAUUUUGUUUUUAUAUAUUUAAACAACACCUGCAAAUUUCUAUAUUAAAUCAACAAAAUGUGAUUCAUGGAUAUGCAUAUAGAUUUUAUAUAUAUUUAAUUGAAAAGCAUGCUUGACAGAUCAAAUAUUGAUAGACUUUUAACUGACGGUUAAAUUGGGAUUGUUGAGGUAGGGGAACCCUAACAACCCCCACCACCUCCCGCUUCUAGACAAAUAUAGCAGACAAGGUUCCAACACAGACUACACAGAAGCAUAAUGCUUAUGUAAUUAACUUUAAAGGAGUUUUCGAACAAACACACUCGCUAAAUGGAGAUGAAAUGCAUAAAAAAACCUGAACUGCGUACCUGCAGGAAAUAAAAUAAAGUGACAAACUGCCAAUAUUUUUUUUUCUUGU